Molecule: messenger RNA, 1085 nt
Organism: Durusdinium trenchii
Lineage: Eukaryota; Dinophyceae; Suessiales; Symbiodiniaceae
Source: the annotation of a GenBank genome assembly
ACCUUAAUACCUUCUGCACUGACAACCCUUAUGAUCUCCGUCAACACGGACCUUACGAUGAGGGCCUUGGGGCGUAUACCACGUCGCUGCAUGGGCUUCUUGGUUUGCUUGCCAGCCGCCCACCUGGCUCGUCCAGUCAUUUCGUUCGCCAAGUGGUCACGCAACAUGGACACUGCGGCUGGAGCCAGCCCCACAUGGGAAGACAUGUGGUCCAAGGGCGUGAAGUCCAAAGAAAAGUGGGACGUUGGUGAAGCUUCGCCAACCCUGAUGGAAGUGCUGAAGCUAAAGUCGUUAGGCGACUGCAGCGGCCAGCGUGUUCUAGUGCCUGGCUGCGGACGGGCUUACGACGCGGUAGCGCUGGCCGAGUAUGGCUUCAGUAGUGUGGUUGCUGUGGAUUUGUCAGAAUCUGCGGCUGAUGCCGCCAAGCAGUUCCUCAGCGAAUGCAAGAGUCCGGCCGCCUCCAAGAUUGAGGUAGUUUGUGCAGACUUCUUCAAGCUUGACCUUGAACCCAAGGCGGAUGUGAUUUGGGAUUGCACCUUUCUUUGCGCCCUUGACCCAUCAGUUCGGGUGGCCUGGGCCCAGAAGACACAUUCUUUGCUGAAACCCGGUGGCACCUUGCUGACCUGCAUCUUCCCCAUUUGUGACAAGGAGGGUGGACCGCCCUUUGCAAUGUCGGUCCCGUUGGUGCGUUCUUUGCUAGAGCCUGAAGGAUUUCAGGCAGUCGAGGUCCGCGAGGACGCAGCGGAUCACGGUGCUGGCGGUGGGGCUUUUGUGGCCAAAACUGCAUUUGGGAGGUGGACUUUGAAGGCGUGAUCUGAGUUCUGAAGCUGUGAUGAAAAAGAGGUAGAGACCUCCUGCUGUGACUGCAAUGCAGCGGCAAAAGGCACAAAGAGAAUUUUGCCCCAAGUGCAGGAGGUGGGAUGCUGGGUGCAAAACCUGCAAUCCGAGUAAAUCUUUUACCUGCUGCAGCCGUGGCAAACUUAUACAAUUACAUUUAAUCUAUAUAUUCUCCAUAUGCGAUUCAAGCUGCAAAGCAGCUGAGGAUCGACUGUCAGGGGUUUGUUGAGAAUCCUGCUUCGGGCCAA